Elaeis guineensis (African oil palm) is the source of this 1001-nucleotide messenger RNA. RefSeq names its product V-type proton ATPase 16 kDa proteolipid subunit. The record is from RefSeq and is a predicted model, not a curated record. NCBI's taxonomy places the organism in Eukaryota, Viridiplantae, Streptophyta, Magnoliopsida, Arecales, Arecaceae. Gene Ontology annotation, molecular function: proton-transporting ATPase activity, rotational mechanism. Gene Ontology annotation, cellular component: proton-transporting V-type ATPase, V0 domain. Gene Ontology annotation, biological process: proton transmembrane transport.
CCUCUGCGAUCACCAGAAUCCAUCCGAUCUCUUCCAACCCCGCUCCCCCCCCCCCCCCGGGCCUUCCACUAUCCCCCAAUUCUUUCCUCCUUCUUCCUCGCCGAAAAUUCCAUAAAUUUUGCGAUCAGGGUUCGAAGGUCCGAAUCGAGGUUAGGGUUUCCCAAGAUAUCAGAGGUUUCUUCUAUCUCGGCGACGAUGUCGAGCUUCAGCGGCGACGAAACCGCUCCCUUCUUCGGAUUCCUCGGCGCCGCGGCCGCCCUCGUCUUCUCAUGUAUGGGGGCGGCGUAUGGGACGGCGAAGAGUGGGGUGGGGGUGGCGUCGAUGGGAGUGAUGCGGCCGGAGCUGGUGAUGAAGUCGAUCGUGCCCGUGGUCAUGGCUGGAGUGCUUGGGAUCUACGGGUUGAUCAUCGCUGUGAUCAUUAGCACAGGGAUAAACCCUAAGGCCAAGUCGUAUUACCUCUUCGAUGGCUACGCUCAUCUUUCCUCUGGGCUGGCUUGUGGUCUUGCAGGGCUCGCCGCGGGCAUGGCUAUUGGAAUCGUUGGCGAUGCUGGAGUCCGGGCCAAUGCGCAGCAGCCAAAACUUUUUGUCGGCAUGAUUCUCAUUCUCAUCUUUGCUGAAGCACUUGCCUUGUACGGUCUUAUUGUUGGCAUCAUCCUUUCCUCUCGUGCUGGCCAAUCUCGGGCAGACUAAGAGGCGAGCAGCUGGCUAAAAAUGAUUCUACGAGCCUUUGUAAUAAUUAUAUUGAACUUGAGGAUUUUGUUAAUUUUGUGAUUCCAUUGUGAUGGUAUUUCCAAAUGCCGUAACAGAUCUUUCUACUUUGUGAUCUGACAUCCAUGUAUUAAAUUUAUUGAUAGUUGCUCAAGCAAACAGUAGCUUAAGUGUUGGCUCGUUUCGAGUUUUUAAUAGGGUUAGUAGGGGUGGAAAUGAGCUGAGUAGCUAUUGAGCUCAAUUCAAUUUGAUUAUCAUCGGAUUCAAAUGGUAAAAUACUUGAUUUAAGCUUA